AUGGAAAGGAGGAAUAUAUUGGAAAUUUUAAAGAGAAUUUUAAAAAAUUUCACUUAUCUAUUCACCAAAACUUGCUACGAUGAGUGUGCCAAGGAUAUGAUUCAACGGGAUUUUAUAGGCCCUUUUUUCAUAACUUUGGCCUUUUCACUGGCAGUGUAUAACCCCUGGAAAGAUAGAGAAGGAGGCUCAGUUAUUUACUCCUUUGCCUUAUUCUUCUUAAUUCUCUGGAUCGGACCCGUUAUUUGCGGAAUUAACGCCACAUUCAUGGGAUCCAACCAGGAUUGUUUAUGUGUAAUUUCGGCGAUGAUGUAUUUUUUAUUUCCAGUGUGUUUGGCUACGGUUGUGGCCUUGUGGUUCCCUAUUCUCUACAGGAUGUUAAUUAUUCUACCUUCCUUCGGAUAUUCUAAUUUAAUUUUAUAUCGAUUUUUAAAGGCUCAAAGUCAGGAGAAUAGGCAGAUUCUUGUAUUUCAACCGGUUUUACUUUUUUACUCAAUUUACACCAUUCUCGCCAUAUUAAAUUGAAUUUUUAAUGGAAAUGUAUUUAUUUUAAAAUUUUAAUUUUUUUAAUGUGCUACAGUGUAAA
Theileria parva strain Muguga is the source of this 583-nucleotide messenger RNA. RefSeq names its product putative integral membrane protein. Lineage: Eukaryota; Apicomplexa; Aconoidasida; Piroplasmida; Theileriidae. Gene Ontology annotation, cellular component: membrane. The transcript has 6 exons. The record is from RefSeq and is a predicted model, not a curated record. The coding region runs from base 1 to 522 and encodes 173 amino acids.